GGGCGGUGGUGGGAAAAGCACCUGGGGUGGCGUGCGUGGGGCUGGCACGACCCCGCCACCCUCGUGGGCCCGACCCCGGAGCCGGCGCUGGCCGGUUCCUCGCCGCACCUCCGGCCGGAGCCGGGGGCGCGCGCCGCCAGGGAGGCCGGGCUGUGCCCGUGUCGCCCGGGUGACGAGGGCCGCGCGGAGCCGCUUCUUCCCCGCGAGGCGCCGCGAGGACGCGCGUCCCCGCCUCGGCCGCCCGCGUUUCUCCUCCACGGGCCGGGGUCUGAGGGGACGCGCCUGCAAGGGCUAGGCAUAAUGGUUAUGAAAGCGGCUGUGGAUGAGGAUGAUUCAGGGUGGGAGCUAAGUGUCCCUGAAAAGAUGGAAAAAUGUAGCACCAGUUGGGUGGACAUAACCCAGGAUUUUGAAGAUGCUUGUCGAGAGCUGAAGUUGGGAGAACUGCUUCAUGAUAAGCUAUUUGGCCUUUUUGAAGCCAUGUCUGCUAUUGAAAUGAUGGAUCCCAAGAUGGAUGCUGGUAUGAUUGGAAACCAAGUAAAUCGGAAGGUUCUCAAUUUUGAACAAGCUAUCAAGGAUGGCACCAUUAAAAUUAAAGAUCUCACCUUGCCUGAAUUGAUAGGAAUAAUGGAUACCUGUUUUUGCUGUUUGAUCACGUGGUUAGAAGGCCAUUCCCUGGCACAGACAGUGUUUACGUGCCUUUACAUUCAUAAUCCAGACUUCAUAGAAGAUCCUGCCAUGAAAGCCUUUGCUCUGGGGAUCUUGAAGAUCUGUGACAUUGCAAGGGAAAAAGUAAAUAAAGCUGCUGUUUUUGAAGAGGAAGAUUUCCAGUCAAUGACAUACGGAUUUAAAAUGGCCAACAGUGUGACAGAUCUUCGAGUUACAGGAAUGCUGAAAGACGUGGAAGAUGAUAUGCAAAGGAGAGUGAAGAGUACUCGAAGUCGACAAGGAGAAGAGAGAGAUCCAGAAGUUGAACUAGAACACCAGCAGUGCUUGGCAGCAUUCAGCAGAGUGAAGUUCACACGUGUGCUGCUGACAGUGCUCAUAGCCUUUACUAAGAAAGAGACCAGUGCUGUUGCAGAGGCUCAGAAACUAAUGGUCCAAGCAGCAGACCUUCUUUCUGCCAUCCACACUUCAUUGCAUCAUGGCAUCCAGGCCCAGAAUGGCACUACCAAAGGAGACCAUCCCAUUAUGAUGGGUUUUGAGCCCCUCGUUAACCAGAGGCUACUUCCACCCACCUUCCCUCGCUAUGCAAAAAUAAUUAAAAGAGAAGAAAUGGUCAACUAUUUCUCAAGAUUAAUAGACAGAAUCAAAACAGUCUGUGAAGUGGUGACCUUACCAAAUUUACAUUGUAUUCUGGAUUUUUUCUGUGAAUUUAGUGAACAGUCACCAUGUGUUCUUUCAAGAUCUUUGUUGCAAACCACUUUCCUCGUGGAUAACAAAAAGGUCUUUGGAACUCACCUCAUGCAAGACAUGGUGAAAGACGCCCUUCGGUCCUUUGUCAGUCCUCCGGUGCUCUCCCCCAAGUGUUGCCUCUACAAUAAUCACCAGGCUAAGGACUGUAUCGACUCCUUUGUUACCCACUGUGUUCGGCCGUUUUGUAGUCUUGUUCAGAUCCAUGGCCAUAACAGGGCUCGGCAGAGAGACAAACUGGGUCACAUUCUUGAGGAGUUUGCUACCUUGCAAGAUGAGGCAGAGAAGGUCGAUGCAGCACUUCACACUAUGCUGUUGAAGCAGGAGCCCCAGAGACAGCACCUGGCGUGUUUGGGGACCUGGGUCCUCUACCAUAACCUUCGGAUUAUGAUCCAGUAUCUGCUCAGUGGCUUUGAGCUGGAGCUGUACAGCAUGCAUGAGUACUACUAUAUCUACUGGUACCUCUCUGAAUUCCUUUAUGCAUGGCUGAUGUCAACCCUGAGCCGUGCUGAUGGCUCUCAGAUGGCGGAGGAGAGGAUAAUGGAAGAGCAGCAGAAAGGCCGUAGCAGCAAAAAAACAAAGAAGAAAAAGAAAGUUCGCCCAUUGAGCCGAGAGAUCACAAUGAGCCAGGCCUAUCAGAACAUGUGUGCUGGGAUGUUCAAAACGAUGGUAGCAUUUGACAUGGAUGGCAAAGUGCGCAAGCCCAAGUUUGAGCUUGAUAGUGAGCAGGUUCGGUAUGAGCACAGGUUUGCUCCAUUCAACAGCGUGAUGACCCCACCCCCAGUGCACUACCUGCAGUUCAAGGAAAUGUCUGACCUCAAUAAAUACAGCCCUCCUCCUCAGUCUCCGGAGCUGUAUAUGGCAGCUAGUAAGCAUUUUCAACAAGCGAAGAUGAUCCUUGAAAACAUCCCCAACCCAGACCGGGAGGUCAGUAGGAUCCUCAAGGUUGCCAAGCCCAACUUUGUGGUCAUGAAGCUUUUAGCAGGAGGGCACAAAAAAGAGUCAAAGGUUCCUCCUGAAUUUGAUUUCUCUGUUCACAAGUACUUUCCUGUUGUGAAACUGGUGUGAAAGAGACUGCAGAGACGGAGUAUAUCCGUGCUAGAGACAUUCUGCCACACAGUAACGUAAAGUGGAUUUCUUGGAUGACAGCCUGUUAUAAGGAAUAUUUUCAGUUUAACACCCUUACCUGAUGGGAAUGAAAACUGCUGUUUUAAAGUGGUUUCUUAUACUCAAUGGCUGGAACUGGGCUGGAAUGCAUUGGUGAACGUUACGUGGUUUUAUUACAGACUUAAUUGUAAAACUUUUUUAAUGAGUGAGUGAAAUAGUGUUUGUAAAGUUAAUAAAUUUCUUGACAAAAAGUACACUAACUGCGGUCUGAGCAUCACCAUCCAGCAGUGCAGGUCAUCCAAGCUGGCUGUGGUGCCGUAAGCCUUGCAUCCCAGCCCUUAGGCAGAGGCAGCAGGAUCAGGCUUCACUGACCCUCAGCUGUGUACUGUGUUUGAAGCCAGCCUGGGCUACGUGAGCUCCUGUCUUAAACACCAAAUAGCCCCCAAAAACUGAUAAGUUUCGAAACAUGAGUUUAUUAAUCAUUUAGAUUCUGUUGAAAUUUGAAAUGGAUUUUGAGGAGGGACAGAUUCGCAAGGAGCUACAAUCAUACAGUUUAAGAAACCACGUCCCGCUGCAGUGUCUGCUGCUGGCGGCAGCGGGCGAGGUGUGUACACUGCUGAGCCUAGGUCUGUUUGAAUGCGGUACACGCCUUUGUCCCGGCUGAGCCCUCGAACUGUAUUGAGAUGCAGGUCCUGUUCUCAGUCCACCAGCCAGAGGCCCCAUCCCUCUGCACUGGUGUAUGUUACAUGUAAGCCUGUAGGGCUUCCCUUUUGUCCUCUGUAGGAGCAGUGGUUUUAGCACUACUCUGAAGUUUAGCCUGCUUGUGUGGGUUGGCCCAAGACCAUCGGCAGUUCAUUUGGCUUAUGGUAAGAAUGGUCUUGAGAUUUCAGUGUCCUAGUUCUAAUUUGACACUUUAUGCUGGUGCUGAGGAUGCAACCAGGGCCUCGUACAUACUAGGCAGAUGCUCUCAGGGAGCUGUGCCCCAACCCCAUGACACCUUCCUUUUUAUCAAAACAUUUCCUAGAAAUACUUGGAAACAUGCCUGAGUGAACUUGAAGUGCUAGCAAAGAUGGAGGUAAGGCUGUUGACUUCCUCGUCAGUACUGAGAUGGUCUGGCUCAAGUGUCAAGCACAGACAUUAGGCAGCCCGCAGUUUUAGAGCUCAGAGACCAGAGUAGUCUCCUCACCUAUUUUACUUGUUGA
This is a messenger RNA of Alexandromys fortis (reed vole), 3719 nucleotides long. RefSeq names its product N-alpha-acetyltransferase 35, NatC auxiliary subunit (gene Naa35). Gene Ontology annotation, biological process: N-terminal peptidyl-methionine acetylation. Bases 301 to 2478 code for a protein of 725 amino acids. NCBI's taxonomy places the organism in Eukaryota, Metazoa, Chordata, Mammalia, Rodentia, Cricetidae. The transcript has 23 exons. Gene Ontology annotation, cellular component: NatC complex. The record is from RefSeq and is a predicted model, not a curated record.